Molecule: messenger RNA, 1130 nt
Organism: Triplophysa dalaica
Lineage: Eukaryota; Metazoa; Chordata; Actinopteri; Cypriniformes; Nemacheilidae
Gene: cenpp
Product: centromere protein P
Exons: 10
Coding region: 87-980 (297 amino acids)
Biological process (GO): CENP-A containing chromatin assembly
Cellular component (GO): chromosome, centromeric region; nucleus
Source: RefSeq, a predicted model, not a curated record
GCGGGAUCUAGUUGAAUCAGUUAAGAGUAAAACACAAUACAGGAUCAUUGCAAGAGGCAAGAGGUCAAGAAAAGUUUGGCAAGAUCAUGGAGCAGAAAUAUGAGGAUGAGAUCCAGUCGCUUCAGAAGGAGAUUGAAAUGCUGGAGGCUGAACGGGAAGAGACUUUACGAUCCAUUUUCAUAGAGCAUGGAGACCGACUACAGCAGGAAGUGAAGUCUUUCUUUGACGAAUUGGAAGGUGAUGGAGAACAGAAACACACUCUUUCAAAGCUCAUCACGCAAAUCAGAGACCUGGAGAAAGACCUGAAGCGACAGACUGAAAUCAACGGCAUCACUCUAAACGAGUGUUUCGUGAAGAGGUUGAACAAAAGUGAACGCAGACAGGUACAGCAAGUAAGACUUGCCGGUCACUGUGGUCUGCUUUUGUUUCAAGUUGAGUUUGCAGUGACUGAGAUUCAGGAGGGUAAAGCUCUGCUCAGGAGGAUUACAGAGCUCAAUAUUGUCGUGGAUGGCGCUGAAUUCAAAGAUUUCUCUGCGUUUGUGUCCAGGGUGGAAGACACGAAAGAUCUUCUCUUGUUCUUUAGGACCUUGAGCACGUUCUCUGAGAGGUGUGAGGAGAGACAGCGAACGUUUCAACACUUUCAGGAGAAGUAUCCAGACGUGGUCGGCCUCCCCGAGGGAUGCAGAUCGGAGCUUAUGGUCAUGCGGAGUCCUAAACUUCCCGGGAUCUCCAUGACCAUGUUUUGGAAGAUUGAUGUUUCCAAGGAGGGACUGGUAAAACCAUCACUGGACCUCCUUAUGAAGAUGUCAGAUCAGGCUUGUGAAAUGGACAAGAAUGUGAUGGAAAACGGAUGUGAUCACUUCAGGAGUCUCCUGCAGAUCCUCGGGGUGGAGGCAUCCAUCGAGGGUUUGAUAAGAACAUUGUGUCUAUCUCUGGGGAAGGGACUGGCUUCACAGUACAGACCACUCUCGGACAAGUGAACUUUCCAGGGCUCUCCCGAGCGAUUCGAGUCUCCGCCACUCAGCAGGGCCGAACAAAUGACCUGGAUGAAGUCAUUGAGGAUUACUUUGCCAGACUGAUGCCCGUUAUAGAGGCUGUUACCGUGAGGGAAAUAAGGCCGAAGGUGCUGA